AUGUGGAAUACAUGCAUCUUGCAUUCGCUGUCAUCAAUACCCCUUGCCUUCUUCAUUUCCAUACUUUUUUUCCUUCUUCUUGAUUUCCUGCAUAGCGUUCUAUGUUUUCUAUCCUGUAACGGCUGCUUUGACGAUUCAUGCGUUCCGACAUUUAUGCUGCACAUCCGCGCACAUGUCUUCAGAUCCAGCCGUAUAUCACUUGCGCUCUGCGGGGGCCUUUGA
Plenodomus lingam JN3 is the source of this 222-nucleotide messenger RNA. The record is from RefSeq and is a predicted model, not a curated record. NCBI's taxonomy places the organism in Eukaryota, Fungi, Ascomycota, Dothideomycetes, Pleosporales, Leptosphaeriaceae.